CAGGGUUAGGUUGCACGCUAGGUAUAUUUAGCCGGCGGUAGAGCACGCUGUUGCGUGAGGUGCUUCCCGUCUCCUUCGGCUCGCCCGCUUGUCUGCCUCGCACGGAGUGAAUCUACCGCCACCUCCUUCUCGCCGCCCAUCUCCGCCUCGCCCGCAGUUUUCAGUUGACCAAAGAAAUGGUGAUGGAGAAGCCAAGUCCCCUGCUGGUUGGGCGGGAGUUUGUGAGGCAGUAUUAUACUCUGCUGAAUCAGGCACCAGACUACCUGCACAGGUUUUAUGGAAAGAAUUCUUCCUAUGUCCAUGGUGGCCUGGAUUCAAAUGGAAAACCAGCAGAUGCAGUCCAUGGACAAGCGGAUAUCCACAAGAAGGUGUUGUCACUGAACUUUAAGGAUUGUCGCACAAAAAUCCGGCAUGUGGAUGCUCAUGCCACGCUUAAUGAUGGUGUUGUUGUGCAGGUCAUGGGUGAGCUGUCUAAUAAUACACAGCCCAUGCGGAGGUUCAUGCAGACUUUUGUCCUUGCUCCCGAGGGGUCUGUUGCAAACAAGUUUUAUGUCCACAAUGACAUAUUCCGCUACCAGGAUGAGGUUUUUGGUGACUUAGAUGCUGAACCUCCAGAGGAAUCUGAGGAAGAAGCAGAGGAACCUGAAGAAAGGCAACAGACCCCUGAGGCAGUUGCUGAUGAUUCGUCAGCCUACUAUGACCAGUCUGUCAGCAAUGACUUGGAUGAACAGUUGGAAGAGCCUGCUGUGGAGCCAGAGGCAGAAGCUGAGCCGGAGCCUGAGCAGGAGCCAGAACCAGAGACCCAGGAAGAAAAAACGGAGCUUGUGCUAGAAGAAACAGCUCCUGAGGAGGUUGCAGAGAAGAGUCCUUCUCCAGUUCCUGCAGAUCCAGCUCCUGCGGUACAAGAGGACUCUAGGACAUCAUCAUGGGCUUCUGUAACUAGUAAGAACCUGCCACCCAGUGGAGCUGUUCCAGUAUCAGGCAUACCACCACAUGUUGUCAAAUUACCAGCAUCACAGCCCCGUCCUGAAUCUAAACCAGAAUCCCAGACUCCGCCGCAGAGGCCUCAGAGGGACCAGAGGGUGAGAGAGCAGCGGACAAACAUCCCCCCACAAAGAGGUCCAAGGCCAAUGCGGGAAGGAGAACAGGGUGACAUGGAAACUAGACGAAUUGUUAGGUAUCCAGACAGCCAUCAACUCUUUGUUGGGAACCUCCCUCAUGAUGUGGAUAAGUCAGAACUAAAGGAAUUCUUCCAAAAACUUGGAAACUCUCUUGCAGGUUAUGGGAAUGUGGUGGAACUACGUAUCAACAGUGGAGGAAAGCUCCCUAACUUUGGAUUUGUGGUGUUUGACGAUCCAGAACCAGUUCAGAAGAUCCUUGGGAAUAGGCCAGUCAUGUUCAGAGGAGAAGUGCGUUUGAAUGUGGAGGAGAAAAAAACACGCGCAGCCAGGGAGGGUGACCGCAGAGACAACCGACCCCGUGGGCCUGGUGGCCCCCGUGGGGGGCUGGGAGGUGGGAUUCGAGGUGGUCCUCGUGGAGGGAUGUCUCAGAAACCAGGAUUUGGCACUGGAAGGGGCAUCGGGCAGCGCCAGUGAUCCAUGGAUGAUGUGAUGCGACAAACCCUUCUUCCUGCAGAUUUGUGAAUUUCAGCCUUGGGUAUCUUGGAAUGUGGCCCUGCCCUGUUCUAGACUGCUACGUUUGAUACUAUUUUGGCCCAUUUUGUUUGUGUUUGGUUUUGUGAUUUUUUUUUUAGUCCUUGUCCCAGAUUCCAGCUUUGUGGAACAAUGUUUCAGGAAAAUGUGGAUAUUAAAAAGAAAUAACAGAAUCCUUGCUUGCUGCAGAAAUACGGACUGGAUUUUUUUUGGUACCAGUGGUUUUUCUUAACGGAAUGUGUGGCGCUGUUUUUUUUUUUUGUUUUUUUUUUCCUUCUUUAUCUUACUGAAAUGGGUGCGCUUCAGUCAGUGGAACUAUCCUUCUCAGCUGCAUGUGUUCAGCAACCUGUAGGAAAACCUAGCACGUGACAAACAUUUCAAGGACAGGGAAAUCUGUUCAUCCCUUAGGAAGUGGAGUCCGAUGACCUAUCCAGCCCAGGUCUGGAGAUGUUGCGGCUUGAAAAUCGACAUGACCCUUUUUUCUGUGGCGCUGUAGAAGUGGAAUAAAGGGUGUCUGUAGAAUGUUUUCUUUUGGUACAUGAUCACGAAAAGGAAUCUUCACUACUGUUUUACCACUUACAAGGAUUGUGGGAUAGGUUUUAAAUGUCUAGAACUUGACUCUUUAAAACACUUUUCCUGAACUUGUGGAAAUUUUUUUUAUUGAAAUAGGGAAGUUUUUUCAUGUUUAGUUUGUAUUUGUAUUAAAACAAAAAAAACAAAAUUGUUGUGCCUUCUAUUUAUCUCUCAUUCCAGUCUUGGCAAAUUGUUUAAAAAAUAAAAAAGUCUAGAUUUGCUUUA
Anolis carolinensis (green anole) is the source of this 2450-nucleotide messenger RNA. RefSeq names its product G3BP stress granule assembly factor 1 (gene g3bp1). The transcript is spliced from 12 exons. Gene Ontology annotation, molecular function: mRNA binding. Gene Ontology annotation, cellular component: ribonucleoprotein complex; cytosol. Bases 177 to 1595 code for a protein of 472 amino acids. The record is from RefSeq and is a predicted model, not a curated record. Lineage: Eukaryota; Metazoa; Chordata; Lepidosauria; Squamata; Anolidae.